Molecule: messenger RNA, 3843 nt
Organism: Colletotrichum chrysophilum
Lineage: Eukaryota; Fungi; Ascomycota; Sordariomycetes; Glomerellales; Glomerellaceae
Exons: 3
Coding region: 1-3843 (1280 amino acids)
Biological process (GO): nucleoside metabolic process
Cellular component (GO): kinesin complex
Molecular function (GO): protein binding; catalytic activity
Source: RefSeq, a predicted model, not a curated record
AUGUCUGAUCCCAAAAUCUACACGGUCGGAUGGAUCUGCGCCGUUACGGCGGAGUCCGUUGCCGCCAGGGCUUUCCUUGACGAGGAACAUGCAGGUCCGCGACAAGUCGCCCAACAAGACAGCAACAGCUAUGUCCUGGGCAGCAUCGGCAGCCAUAACGUCGUCAUUGCCGCCUUGCCUGAAGGAGAGUAUGGCACGACCUCAGCAGCAACGGUAGCCAAAGACAUGCUCCAUAGUUUCCCGAACGUGCGCAUUGGGCUUAUGGUUGGCAUAGGGGGCGGUGCUCCAAGCAAAAAGCAUGACAUACGACUUGGUGAUAUUGUUGUCAGCAAACCAGGCGGCGGACAUGGCGGGGUAUUCCAAUACGAUUUCGGCAAAACCAUCCAGAACCGCUCGUUCCAGGAGACCGGAUUCUUGAACCAGCCACCGGUGCUGCUGCGAACGGCUCUUGCCACGCUGAAAGCCACGUAUGAAAUGAAGGGUCACCGGCUUGUUGAAGAUGUAAACAAGAACCUUGAGAAGAUCAGGAGGCGGAGCAAAUACAAACAACCGGACCCAGCAAGCGACAGGCUGUAUAAGUCUCAUAUUCUACAUCCUUCGAACUCACCCGACGAAUGCGACAUCGCAUGUGGCAAUAAUACUGCAUCUCUCAUAACCCGACCCGAACGAGACGAAGAGGACGACGAUCCCGCUAUUCAUUACGGCCUGAUUGCCAGUGGGAAUCAACUAAUGAAGGACGCGCGUAUCCGGGAUAAAUUAGCUGCGGAAAGGAAUGUUCUCUGCUUUGAGAUGGAGGCGGCCGGCCUGAUGAACCACUUCCCUUGCCUGGUCAUCCGGGGGAUUUGUGACUACUCCGACUCGCACAAGAACAAGGAGUGGCAAGGCUUUGCGGCCAUGAUGGCUGCAGCGUAUGCAAGGGAUCUUCUGCGUCAAAUUGCACCAACCAGUGUCGAAGCUGAGAAGCCAAUUGGCGAAAUGCUUGAUUCCAUUCAACGUCGUCUUUCCGACCUCAAAGAGAGACUACAGGAUCUCAAGCUCGACAAGGCUGAGGAUCUCUCUGUUGCCCGCAGUCCUCAUUUCGUCGUACCGUUUCCUUCCGAUCCCGACUUUGUGAACCGGUCCGACAUCUGGACAUGGAUUGAAGAGCGGCAUGCUGGACCUGAGAGUCGCUUCGCUCUCGUGGGUAUGGGCGGGUUUGGCGUCUUUUGGGUCCAUGGCAGCACGAAAGCAACGUUUGAAGAGUCCUACCGCUCCAUAGCAGACGUCCUAACGCUUCCCCGUCGCCACGACCCUGACGUCGAUAUCCUGGUGCUGGUCCGCGACUGGCUACAGCGAGAGGAUGUGAGCCUGUGGCUUAUGAUUAUCGACAAUGCGGAUGACAUUCAGAUGUUGUUCUCUAAGCGUAAUAGCGAGAAGCUAAUAACGUCUUAUCUACCAAAGAGAGAAAACAGCAAGAUCCUGAUUACAUCGCGCAGUUCAGACGCUGCGGAGAGGUUAACAGGUAACGUCAGGAUGAUCUACACGGUCCCAACAAUGGAGGACGAACAGGCUCUGCAGCUACUACAAAAGAAACUAGGCCGGGACGUCAACGAAGCUGCCGCAUUACGGCUGAGCCGCACCCUUGAGUGUAUACCUCUCGCCGUAAACCAGGCAGCGGCGUAUAUCAACAAACGAAGCCCCCGGGUGACCAUUCUGUCGUACUUGGACGAAUUUCAGAAGAGUGAAAAAAGAAAGGGCACUCUUCUUCGCAGCGAUAGAGGGGAUAUCCGUCGAUAUGACGGGGUGUCCAAUUCCGUCGUAGUAACGUGGCAGGUGACGUUUGAGCAGAUCAAACGAGAGCAGCCGCGGGCGGCGAACAUGUUAUCGCUAAUGAGCUAUUUCCACGCUCAAAAUAUCCCCGAGUAUAUGUUGCACAACUAUGGCAGCGGCGACAUACAUUCUGAAGAGGGCAGCGAUGAGGAUGGGGGAACCAGCGAUGUCGACUUUGAGGAUGACCUGGAUGUGCUCCGGGGCUACUCACUCGUUACUAUAACAGCUACGCCGGGUCUCUUGGAGAUGCACUCGCUAGUGCAAUUUUGCACCAAAGUUUGGAUCUCAGAAUUUGGUUCUCCUGACCAAUGGAAGACGCUAUUUCUUCAAUCAGCCUCGGAACACUUCCCAUCGGGCGUAUUUGAAACGUGGCAGCAGUGCCAAACGCUGAUGCCCCACAUACAGCCCCUAUUAGAUAUAGAACCGUCAGAAGAAUGCAACCGGCUAGAAUGGGGCAAGUUACUGACAAAUGUGUCUUGGUACUUGGUGAUGCUUGGCAACUAUUCUAAGGCGGAGGUGAUGGUUCAACAGGCUGUGGGCACGCGGGCAGAGAUUCUAGGUCAGGAGCAUCCCUCCACGCUGAUGAGCAUGGCCAACCUGGCGUCGACGCUUUGGAACCAAGGCCGGUGGAAGGAGGCUGAGGAACUGGACGUGCGGGUGAUAGAGAUGAGAAAGAGGGUGCUUGGGGAGGAGCAUCCCUCGACGCUGAUGAGUAUGGCUAACCUGGCGUCGACGUACAGGGACCAAGGCCGAUGGAAGGAGGCCGAGGAGCUGGACAUGCGGGUGAUAGAGACGUGUUUGAGGGUGCUUGGAGAGGAGCAUCCCUUGACGCUGACGAGCAUGGGCAACCUGGCGUCGACGUUUUGGAACCAAGGCCGAUGGAAGGAGGCUGAGGAACUGGACGUGCGGGUGAUAGAGACGAGUUUUAGGGUGCUUGGAGAGGAGCACCCCGACACGUUGAUGAGCAUGGCCAACCUGGCGUCGACGUAUAGCGACCAAGGCCGAUGGAAGGAGGCUGAGGAGCUGUUUAUACAGGUGAUAGAGCUGAGAAAGAGGGUGCUUGGAGAGGAGCAUCCCCACACGCUGACGACCAUGGCCAACCUGACGUCGACGUUUUGGAACCAAGGCCGAUGGAAGGAGGCUGAGGAGCUGUUUAUACAGGUGAUAGAGACGAGUUUGAGGGUGCUUGGAGAGGAGCAUCCCAACACGUUGAUGAGCAUGGCCAACCUGGCGUCGACGUACAGCGACCAAGGCCGAUGGAAGGAGGCCGAGGAGCUACAAGCAAAGGAACUAAGUAUUUGCUCGAGGGUGCUUAGAGAGGAGCAUCCCGACACGCUGACGAGCAUGGCCAACCUGGCGUCGACGUACAGGGACCAAGGCCGAUGGAAGGAGGCCGAGGAGCUGGAGGUACGGGUGAUGGAGACGAGAAAGAGGGUGCUUGGAGAGGAGCAUCCCCCGACGCUGACGAGCAUGGCCAACCUGGCGUCGACGUACAGGAACCAAGGCCAAUGGAAGCAGGCCGAGGAGCUGGAGGUACGGGUGAUGGAGACGAGAAAGAGGGUGCUUGGAGAGGAGCAUCCCUCGACGCUGACGAGCAUGGCCAACCUGGCGUCGACGUUUUGGAACCAAGGCCGAUGGAAGGAGGCCGAGGAGCUGGAGGUGCGGGUGAUGGAGACGAGAAAGAGGGUGCUUGGAGAGGAGCAUCCCGACACGCUGACGAGCAUGGCCAACCUGGCGUCGACGUUUUGGAACCAAGGCCGAUGGAAGGAGGCCGAGGAGCUGGAGGUGCGGGUGAUGGAGACGAGAAAGAGGGUGCUCGGAGAGGAGCAUCCCGCGACGCUGACGAGCAUGCAUAGUCUUGCCUUCACUUGGAAAGAUCUGGAGCGGUGGGAAGAUGCGAUACAACUGCUACAAGACUGCUUUCGCCGGAGAGAGAACGUUCUUGGUGCGGACCAUCCAAAAACCAUGUCUUCCGCAUCGGCCCUAUCGGCCUGGAAACUAGAGUUUGGGGGAAGCAGUCAUGAGUUUCCAUGA